This is a messenger RNA of Paraphaeosphaeria sporulosa, 480 nucleotides long. RefSeq lists its product as uncharacterized. Lineage: Eukaryota; Fungi; Ascomycota; Dothideomycetes; Pleosporales; Didymosphaeriaceae. The record is from RefSeq and is a predicted model, not a curated record. The transcript has 3 exons. Bases 1 to 480 code for a protein of 159 amino acids.
AUGCCCGUGACGCCAGGUGGCGUCGCCGGAAACAAGCAGUCUAUGCUCGCUGCUAGUCAGUGGGCGCCCGAGGAUUCCUUUCACUUUGCACCCGGGACUAUUCAAACCAUAGUGAUUGCGGCCCGCACCGCUGAAUGGCCCGCUGCCCUUCCUGAAGGAGGCGCACCAUGCAUGGCGUUCCCGUCACUCAAAUCUGUAGGGACCGCAGUACAUGACGCAUUCAUUUUCCCAUGGAGGAUACCUGCGAUGGACAGCGCAUUGGGAUGGGUCGCCGGAUCGGACUCCGUAAAUCGCCUGCAAUCUUCUAUUCACCCCUCCUGGUCUGGCCACACAGCCAACGGUGAAGGAAUGUCGACCAGGUCCGUAUUCAUCAAAGACUCUGCUUAUCGGAGUCAGAAGCGCCAAAAAAAGGAAAAGAAAACGUGUCAAUAUAGGAACGUCAGACCUCGCACUGGGCCGGAAUCCGUCAAGGAGAAGUAG